UUUUGGCCUUGCUUCUCUUUCCCAGCUGUCAGUGCUAAUCUAACGACAGCGUGUGCAUAGCCGGCAAGCAGCCGGAUAACCUACGUAAGCAAAGUAGUUUCCACAAACCACACACAUCCACCACUGGGACCCCAGCUAGCAACAUACCUAGCACUCCGUGUUGCUAUCAAGUUGACAUUCAGUUCUCAAAGUCUUGGUGAGUGCGGAGUGCUGCUGGCAGCUAGAGUAGAAUGCAUGUCUGACUGUACAGGUUGUACCGAACAAAUCCUGCUAUCUUCGGUGGCUCUGUGUUCCAUAAACCCUGUCACCAAGCUCCUCUUAACGGAUUCAUAGUUUGUUUCCUCGUCGGAUCUUUUUCAAGUUCGAACCACCUUCCAUCUUCCUUCGUUACAAAAAAAAACAAAACCCUGCGCUUUGGACAAAUUUUUCUUCAGUUACAGACAACCGUAGCGUAUCGUUUUCUGAAUCGGAUUAUAAUUAAUAACUCUUGUUCCUGCUCUGUGAAAAGACUUGCUGUUGGUGGGGAUUGAUGUGUUUAAAGGAAGAGUGACACUCGUCACGAAGGAAGGUGUUAAUCCGCAAUUAAGCCUCAACAGAGAACUGACUUUAGCAUACAAAAGAUUGUGUUGCUGACGCUACUACGCGCUGACUUCACCACGCCUAGAUCUCUAGCACCCCUUCUGCACAGAAGACUAAAGGUUCUGUGUACAAAGUCUCAGGUGCCUGGAGCUUGUCUUUGCGUUAAAUACUCAACACGAAGGCUUAAAUCCCAGUCAAGUAGGUAUAGACUCCUAGCCUAUACAUAGCUCGUGCUUUAGUUAAGUUCGCUGAUUGAUAGAGUAUGGACUUCGCCAUGCCACCACCACAAGCACCCAAUGCGUGCUAGAUGUUGGUUAAGAUACACAGGAACUACACUAUUCUCGCCACACAACCUUGCAAACGUUGAAAGUUCAUCAGUUCAGCACCCCUCAACGCGUGCGGCAUCCCGCUAAUGUUUUGAAUACCGUGUUUCCAACGAACUAGUCAGCUGUUCCGAUAAGCGAGUAACAAGAUAUAAACACCUUGCAUUCCACGAGUGCAUCGUAAGACUUCCAGCAGCAGUACACGGGGCGAUUUCUUGUCGAGGAACCCACCACGUCAGGUCGACUAACACCAACAAAUUGUACGGGCUAAGUAACAACCCUGUACACGGUCAACUUCAUCGUAGACUUCAAAGAUCUUUCUUGGAGCGAGUGACUUGUAUCUUCUCUCAUCUAUCCAUCGGCUCGUUGAAGAUGGUGAAACAACAAAUCUUAACCCAGUAUCUUUAUCGGACGUUUUUCGUUACCGUUCUUGGGCUGUGCUUGCUUCAUGUUCGGUCGAGCGAUGCACACGACUCCACGGAUGAUAAGGUAAAGUUAACUCGGCACCAUCACCCCAAGGAGGUUGACGAAGAAGGCAACAAAGGAGGACACAAGGGAGAUGGGAAGACAUUCUACUGGGAGUCCAGUUUUAAAGACGAGGAUUUUGCAGAUCCAUGUAAAGCGGACGGUUACCUUGGAGAUAUUGCCCUCACAGAAGAUGACUACCGCCGGGAAGUCAACUUGUACAAACAAAAAAGGCAGGAGAGUCGAGGAGAGAGGGCAAAGACUGGAAGAGCAUUGGACAAACAGUUGGCAAGAGAUGAGAAAAUUGAAGCGCGGGAAAGACGGAGGCAAGCUAAAUUGGAGAAGAAGGCAUUGAAGGAGGAGAAGAGAAAAGCACGUAAACAUCCGAAUCUACAAACCAUUCAAAUAAUUGAAGAAGAUGAGGAGGCUGAGAAUGAAACAGAGGAAACCAUGGCAACGCAUCAUAGAUCAACCAGAGCUGUGACCUCAAGACCGGAGAGGAAGUGGCCUUAUGGAGUCAUACCUUACAUCAUUGAUGGAAACUUUACAGGUUCUCAGCGCGCAAUGUUCAAACAAGCCAUGCGGCAUUGGGAGAACUACACGUGUAUUACAUUCGUGGAGAGAGACCCACAACAGCAUAGGAACUACAUCGUCUUUACAUACAGAUCAUGCGGAUGCUGCUCCUUCGUCGGGAUGAGAGCUGAAGGAGCUCAGGCCAUCUCAAUUGGCAAGAACUGUGACAAGUUUGGAGUAGUGGUCCACGAGUUGGGCCACGUUGUUGGGUUCUGGCACGAGCACACGAGACCCGAUCGAGACUCACAUGUCACCAUCGUCAAGGAAAAUAUCCUCCCAGGACAAGAAUACAACUUCAACAAGCUUCUCCCGGAGGAAGUGGACUCACUGGGUCAGCCCUACGACUUUGCCAGCAUCAUGCACUACGCGAGAAACACAUUUUCUCGCGGGAUUUGGUUGGAUACCGUGAUACCGAGGCGAGACUCUGAGUCGGUUGCCAUGCAGGAGAUUGAGAUCGGACAACGGAAACGACUGAGUGAAGGGGACAUCAAGCAGGCCAAUUUACUCUACAAGUGCCCAACCUGCGGCCGAACACUCCAAGAAACAACAGGAAAUUUCACUUCUCCUUCGUGGCCGGAUCCCUACAAUAACCGCGAGUCUUGCGUCUGGAGAAUCUCAGUAACUCCCGGAGAGACUAUAGUCCUGGUCUUCGAUGAUUUUGAGCUUGUUGGGAGCGAUGACUGCUGGUACCACCAUGUGGAAGUGCGGGAUGGACACUGGAGGUUUUCCCCUGUUUUAGGACGAUUUUGCGGGAGUUCCGUCCCCGCGACCAUCGUAUCAACAGACAGCCGGCUCUGGAUCGAGCUGAAGAGCUCACCCACCGGUAAUGCCGUCAGUAGAGGCUUCUCAGCCCAUUACGAAGCAAUUUGUGGAGGAAACAUCUCCAAGGAAACAGGAAUGUUACAGAGUCCAAACUAUCCGGACGACUAUCGACCAGAUAAAUCCUGCGUGUGGUUACUGACUAUGCCGGAUGGAUUCCAAGUCGGACUCAACUUCCAAUCAUUUGAGGUGGAGAGACAUGACAACUGUAUUUAUGACUACGUGGAGGUACGAGACGGUCACGAGGACGAAUCCCCACUCAUCGGGAAAUACUGCGGCUAUAUACUACCGGAAGAUAUCAAAUCGUCGAGUAACAAACUCAGGGUGAAGUUUGUCUCCGACGGGACGGUUAAUAAAGGAGGUUUCUCGGCGGCUUUCUUCAAAGAGGAUGACGAGUGUUCGAGUGAAAGCUCUGGAGGAUGUGAGCAGAUCUGUGUUAAUACCAUCGGGAGUUAUCAUUGUGAAUGCGAGCCAGGAUUUGAACUCAAGUCAGACGGUGUCUCAUGUGAAGUUGCUUGUGGAGGUUUCUUGACGAGUCUUCAGGGAAAUAUAACAAGUCCUUCGUAUCCAGACCUCUACCCUCGAGACAAGAACUGCGUGUGGCAUCUCGUGGCUCCAUCCUUGUAUCGUAUCUCGCUACAAUUCCUUAGCUUCGAACUAGAAGGCAAUGACGUGUGUAAAUAUGACUAUGUAGAGGUCCGUUCGGGACUGACUGAGGUUGGGGAUCUUCACGGCAAGUUCUGCGGUGACGAGCUACCAGAGACCAUCACAUCUCGCUAUAAUAACAUGAGGAUUGAGUUUAAAUCAGACAGCACUGUCGCUAGACCUGGAUUCUUCGCCAUGUUCUUUGCAGAUAUCGACGAAUGUGAGAAGAACAACGGUGAAUGCCAGCACGUAUGUGCGAAUACACUGGGUAGCUACACAUGUACAUGCAGGAAUGGCUUCACACUACAUGAAAACGGACAUGACUGCAAGGAAUCUGGAUGUAGGCAUGAUAUUCGAGCGAGUCACGGCGAGCUGACCAGCCCAAACUAUCCCGAUAACUACCCCAAACGUAAAGAGUGUACUUGGCACAUCUUUGCCACGCCUGGUCAUAAAGUAGAAUUGAUUUUUAAUGAUUUCGAUUUGGAGCAACAUCAGGAGUGUGCUUAUGACCACGUGAUCAUCUAUGAUGGCGACUCUUCGGACGGCCAUCAGCUGGGUCGGUUCUGCGGUACGGGUAACCCCGAUCCAGUUCUAGCCAGUGCCAAUCAAAUGUACAUUAGAUUCGUGUCAGAUGCAUCUGUGUCAAGACGAGGGUUCCUCGCUGAUCAUUCAACAAUUUGCGGUGGAGUUCUACAAGCUGAUUUUCCCGCCCAAAAGCUUUACUCACAUGCCGACUAUGGGGAUACCAACUACGGCAGCCAGGAAGAUUGUGAGUGGACUUUACUAGCACCAGACGGCUAUUCUGUGAGGUUGAUGUUUAGAUCUUUCGACAUUGAACAUGAAACAGAAUGUGAUUACGACUCACUGGAAGUCCUGGAUGGAGAUUCGUAUGAUUCUGAACGAAGAGGGCGCUUCUGUGGACAUAAAAUUCCAGACGACAUUAUCUCCCACGGUGACUCCCUUAAACUCAUAUUCAAGUCGGACGACACAAUCAGUAAAAAGGGUUUCUAUGCCGAAUACCAGAUCAGCUAAAGAAGAAAACGCAAUUAACAGCCUUGAGGAAGAGACUAAACAUCAUUAUCGUUUAGGACUCAAGUCGUGUGUCAGAAAGUUGUAUCGACAUAUUGGCCCUUUUCGAAACGACUGGAUUUGGCUUUGGAUUCGGCUUAGGCUAGCUUGGCCCCUGCGGUUGUUUUGACU
This is a messenger RNA of Asterias rubens (European starfish), 4604 nucleotides long. Its product is annotated as bone morphogenetic protein 1 homolog. NCBI's taxonomy places the organism in Eukaryota, Metazoa, Echinodermata, Asteroidea, Forcipulatida, Asteriidae. The transcript has 19 exons. The coding region runs from base 1275 to 4436 and encodes 1053 amino acids. The record is from RefSeq and is a predicted model, not a curated record. Gene Ontology annotation, molecular function: calcium ion binding; metalloendopeptidase activity; zinc ion binding. Gene Ontology annotation, biological process: proteolysis.